Messenger RNA from Camellia sinensis, 925 nucleotides. The record is from RefSeq and is a predicted model, not a curated record. NCBI's taxonomy places the organism in Eukaryota, Viridiplantae, Streptophyta, Magnoliopsida, Ericales, Theaceae.
AGUGCUUGAAGACCUACCUAAGGCAAUUAGAUCAAGUAUUGCUCAGCAUCUUUUUCAUGGAACUGUGGAAAAUGCCUAUCUCUUCAAAGGAGUUUCUGAAGACCUUAUCGUCCAACUGGUGUCCGAAAUGAAAGCAAAAUAUUUUCCACCAAAGGUUGAUAUCAACUUACAAAAUGAGAUACCUACGGAUUUCUACAUUCUAGUAUCUGGAGCAGUGGAUGUCGUGAUAUACAAAAAUGGCACGGAGCAGUUCUUGUCAAAAUUAGGGGUUGCAGACAUGGCAGGAGAAAUAGGGGUACUUUUCAAUAUCCCACAACCUUUUACGGUGAGAACUAAGAGACUUUCUCAGGUCAUCCAGAUUAGUCAUCAUCAAUUCAAGCAAAUGGUGCAGCCACAUAAUCCAGAUGGAAAGAUAAUAACCUCCAACUUUAUACAGUAUUUGAAGGGAUUAAAGAACGAGUUGCUCGAAGAGAUGCCAUUUGUAAAAGAUUUGUUGGAUGAGUUCAAUACAGAGAUCCCUGCGCUUAUAAUGCUCCAAAUGCUGUUAAGUUACUGUAAUACCAAGAGGAUGUUGAGGUUGUAGAGUAUAGAAAGCGUGAUAUUAUUGUGCAGAAACAUCAUGGUCAUUCUGAGAGACUUGGCAAACAUGCCCAAUCAACUAACUAUCAAGGAUGUUUUUCUAUAAAGAUGAUAGACAGUUAAUGUAAUGAUCCCAUAACUGAAAUGGGUGAACAAUUGGUCCAUCGAAUGAGGAUGAGAAGCAAGCAUUUUAUUGCCCUUCACCUAACAUUGGUUUUGAUUACGUUUGGAAGCAUACUUGCAAAUCAAGAUCAAGUGCUGAAUUUAUUUAUUUUUAUAUGAAUUGAUACUUAGUUCGAGUUGCAAAUCAAGAUCGUGUUAAUUUUUUUUGUGGACUCCACGUUAG